AUACCCAAGCGGAACCAAACCCCGCUGUUGUCGCCUCCGUACUUCUCAACCCACCCUCGAGCUACACCAAAUGGCGGCAACCCCGGCUCCCCUCUCGCUCUCCGCCUCCGCGCUGUCCGCGCGCCUGCGCCUUGCGGCGCCGGCGUCGCGCGCGGCCUCGGCCCGGCGGCGCGGGCCGAUGGUGGUCCGCGCCAAGAUCCGGGAGAUCUUCAUGCCGGCGCUCAGCUCCACCAUGACGGAGGGGAAGAUCGUGUCCUGGUCCGCCGCCGAGGGCGACCGCGUCACCAAGGGCGACGCCGUCGUGGUCGUCGAGUCUGAUAAGGCCGACAUGGACGUCGAGACCUUCUACGACGGCAUCGUGGCGGCCGUCCUCGUCCCCGCGGGGGAGUCCGCCCCCGUCGGCGCCCCCAUCGCGCUGCUCGCCGAGUCCGAGGAGGACGUGGCGCUCGCCGUCGCCCAGGCCCAGGCGCUCUCCAGCGGACAGGCCCAGCAGGCUCCUCCUCCUUCUGAUGCCGACGCUCCGCCGCCCCCGUCCCCGCCUCCGGCGGCGGCAGCUCCCGCGCCGGUUGCAGCAGGGACGAAGGGUGUUGCCACGCCGCAGGCUAAGAAGCUGGCCAAGCAGCACAGGGUGGACCUUGCCAAGGUGACUGGCACCGGGCAGUUCGGCCGAAUUACGCCUGCUGAUGUUGAGGCGGCAGCCGGCAUCCAGCCAAAGCCCAAGGUUGCUCCUCCUACUGCUGCUGCACCUGUGGCUGCUCCUUCCGUGAGAGCUGUGCCACAGGCUUCGGUCCUUCCGCCGGUACCUGGUGCCACGGUGGUUCCAUUCACUGCAAUGCAGGCUGCAGUGAGCAAGAACAUGGUGGAGAGCCUGUCGGUGCCAGCAUUCCGUGUCGGGUACCCCAUUUUGACGGAUAAGCUCGAUGAGCUCUAUGAGAAGGUCAAGCCAAAGGGGGUGACUAUGACUGUACUGCUUGCAAAGGCCGCAGCUAUGGCGCUUGCACAGUAUCCUGUGGUGAACGCUAGCUGCAGGGAUGGUGCGAGCUUCACUUACAAUAGUUCUAUCAACAUUGCUGUGGCUGUCGCUAUUGAUGGUGGCCUCAUUACACCCGUUCUAGAGCAAGCUGAUAAGCUGGAUAUAUAUCUACUCUCACAAAAGUGGAAGGAAUUAGUCAAGAAGGCACGUGCAAAACAGCUACAGCCAAAUGAGUACAACUCUGGGACAUUUACAUUGUCCAACCUCGGUAUGUUUGGUGUAGAUAGAUUUGAUGCAAUUCUUCCACCUGGCCAGGGGGCUAUAAUGGCUGUUGGGGCCUCAAAACCGACAGUGACGGCUGAUAAAGAUGGUUUCUUUAGCGUCAAGAAUAAAAUGCUGGUCAAUGUCACUGCUGAUCACAGAAUUGUUUAUGGUGCUGAUUUGGCAGCAUUCCUGCAAACUUUUGCGAAAAUAAUUGAGGAUCCCGAGAGCCUAACUUUGUAAGAUUUUCUUGAACGUGGUAUAUGGACCGGUCAGUCAUUAGUUUGUUUCCAAUUGGAAGUCUAUUGCCGAGUUCGGUUUUGUAUCUUUGAGCACUCAAGGAGAUAUUUCCUUUGAGCUGUUUGUACUUUUUUUACUUUCUGGCAUUGGAUGCUGUUGGAGAGGUGUUACUCUGUUGAUCUUGUGGAAGUUUCGGAAAGCAAUAAGUUAUAAUUGCAGAACAGUUUGUUCACUAUCAUUUUGCCUUUUUUA
Messenger RNA from Brachypodium distachyon (stiff brome), 1726 nucleotides. RefSeq names its product dihydrolipoyllysine-residue acetyltransferase component 4 of pyruvate dehydrogenase complex, chloroplastic. Gene Ontology annotation, cellular component: pyruvate dehydrogenase complex; chloroplast thylakoid; chloroplast envelope. Gene Ontology annotation, molecular function: dihydrolipoyllysine-residue acetyltransferase activity. The record is from RefSeq and is a predicted model, not a curated record. The transcript has 6 exons. The coding region runs from base 71 to 1477 and encodes 468 amino acids. Lineage: Eukaryota; Viridiplantae; Streptophyta; Magnoliopsida; Poales; Poaceae. Gene Ontology annotation, biological process: pyruvate decarboxylation to acetyl-CoA.